UGUGCCUUGUUUGUAUCCACAGUAUCACUUUCAUUCAUCUGAUCCAGUAUUUAACCUCUCACUAUCCUGGGAAGAACAGCAAAAGGGAUUAUCCUCUGGUUGCAAUGACACAUCCAAUGGAAUGCAUCCUUGAGCCAGGAGAGGUUCUGUUUGUUCCAGCAGGCUCACCAAAUCAAGUCGAUAAUCUAGAAGCAUCUUUAUCCAUUUCUGCUAACUUUGUCAAUCAUUCAAACAUUAGUUUAGUGAGACAUGAAUUGUUGAUGGCUUCACUAAAUGAUGAUAGAUCAAAGGAACUCCUCUCUUCUCUGAAUGCCUUGGAACUCAAUAUUGACAGUAAUACCAGUAGUGAAGAAAGAAAGGAUUUGAAGUGGAAAGAGUUUAAGAUGAACUAAAUCUUAUAGGUAAAAA
Messenger RNA from Amphimedon queenslandica, 408 nucleotides. RefSeq names its product jmjC domain-containing protein 4-like. Gene Ontology annotation, cellular component: cytoplasm; nucleus. NCBI's taxonomy places the organism in Eukaryota, Metazoa, Porifera, Demospongiae, Haplosclerida, Niphatidae. The record is from RefSeq and is a predicted model, not a curated record. The coding region runs from base 105 to 392 and encodes 95 amino acids. Gene Ontology annotation, molecular function: P-TEFb complex binding; histone H4R3 demethylase activity. The transcript has 2 exons.